AUGGAGCUGCGACGACAGUACGUCUUCAAGCUGAUUCCAAUGCUGAAUCCGGAUGGUGUUGUUUUGGGCCACUAUCGGACAGAUACCAGAGGCGUUAACCUAAAUCGAGUCUACUUGGCGCCGAACUAUCUUCAGUACCCUUCUAUCUACGCGGUCAAAGCCCUCAUCGCCUAUCACCACCUCUUUUAUGGCGAAAAGAUGGCCUACCCAGGUUCGAUAUCACCCGAAAAAUUUGAGAAAUUCGUAAUGCUGUCCAAGAAGUGCCGACAAAUCCUGAAUGAACCAGAAAAAUUCGGUUUGCCGAAAGUAACCACGAGACCAAAACCACGGUAUGAGGAGCCUGUGUGCACGUCGGGCGACGUUCAAAGUGAGGGCCACGAAUUGCCCAAGCUUUAUUCUCCAGAAGUGGAACGUUUCAACAGCGCAGAGCCCUGCAAAAAGGACGUACAUCGACCUUCACGGUACUCAUGCUGUCAAAAUCAAAUACAACUGGACGGCCCCAAGUCGACCCGCGACGACUGCAUUAAUGGCCCUCGCAUACAAACGAGGGAGGCGCGCUACUUGGAAUCGCCAGUGAUCCGCCACCCGGUCGAGCAUUCCCAGACCACCACCUCCUCACUCAAAGGCAAGAUCAUGAGGCAGUAUUUCAGUGAACAGGACUGGGUAUCCGUCUUUCUAGACGAAAACCAGCCGCCAAAUACCUCUGGCUCUAGGCAAAGUGAACUUGCCCUGCGGUUGCCCAGGAACAUCUCCUCAGCUACCACAAUUCCGCAAUGUCAAUCAGUAGAGGUGUCACUUAGUUCUAUGCGUAGGACCUCUGAGGAGGAGGAAGAGGUCCGUCUUCUGACAUCGGAAACCUCAAAAUCAUCGCUGAAAUACCCCGACGAACACCGAAACCAACUUCCCAGCAAGUGGAUGACAGUGCUGUCAAAAGGGGGCGCGCUGGAAGCGCAAUGCAAUUUCCAGAUGUCGCACCUCAAGUACUUACUAGAAGAAGAUCGACGACUCCCGACGCCUCUGUUGAAUCGCAAUAACUGUGCCUUCAAGGAAGAAGAUAGUUUCGGCCUCGCACGCCACUCAGCGCUCUCCUCUGGACGUGAAUCUGAAAACGUAUCCCCUGAGCUAAAGAUGCUGAUUGCACACCAAAAGCGGCGCCAGUCGAAACUCUCCCAAAGUCAGGAAGAUCUUGGAGUCGCCGUUCGAGAGAAGGCCGAUCAAGACUUCCUGGCUGUUUUUGAAAAUAACCUCGGCGUGGACGAGGAUCUUCGUCUUGAAUUCAUCAAUUAUUGCAAGGCCAACCACCUGGCUGAUCCGCAACUUCUGCAGAUCCCCUCUGACGAAAGCAAUGUGCAGUGUUACAUUGAUCUGCACGGUCACUGCACAAAACGCGGAUGCUUCUGUUAUGGCAACUUUUUAAAGUCCGAAAAGAGCAUGAUGGACAAUGUGCUGUACGCACGACUAAUUGCCCUCAACUCGGCCUUUUUUGACUUUGGGGGCUGCAAUUUCUCAGCUCGAAACAUGUAUCAGAAGGACCGCUCCACUGCACAGAGCAAAGAAGGCAGCGGAAGGGUGGCAGUUGCCAAGCACAUGGGUCUCACUCACUGCUACACCAUUGAAGCCAACUAUAACUCAGUAACUCCUCCCCUCUUCUUCAAGCCAAUCCGCCAGCUUGUGGACAGUGAGCGGUUCGGGCGGUGGCUGCCGCCAUGCACGUACUAG
Molecule: messenger RNA, 1719 nt
Organism: Dibothriocephalus latus
Lineage: Eukaryota; Metazoa; Platyhelminthes; Cestoda; Diphyllobothriidea; Diphyllobothriidae
Source: the annotation of a GenBank genome assembly